AUGGUGGUUCCUCCAGCUCCCCCGGUAGUUCCCCAAAUGAACCCUCAAGUAGCCUUCCUUGCGGAAGCACUACAGUUAAUCAAGGAUUUCAAGCGUUAUGGGCCUCCUACCUUUGACGGAGGAAGUGAGAAAACUAUAACAGCAGAGGAUUGGGUCAGGGAGUUGGAAGCUCUAUACGCAUAUCUAGGCUGCAAUUAUCAGUUCAAGGUCAAAGGUGCAUUCUUUAUGUUGAGAGGCGAAGCUCUGAAUUUGUGGGAUUCAGUGCCAACUGCAGUAGACUAUGCUAAUGUACCUAUCACCUUGAUGAGAUUCAAGGACUUGCUAUAUGAGUACUACUUCCCGAAGAUAAUGAAGGAUGCUAAGGAGGCAGAGUUUCUCCACUUGACUCAAGGCUUUAUGACGGUGGCCCAGUAUGAUAAAAAGUUUAUGUAA
Momordica charantia (bitter melon) is the source of this 432-nucleotide messenger RNA. RefSeq lists its product as uncharacterized. The record is from RefSeq and is a predicted model, not a curated record. NCBI's taxonomy places the organism in Eukaryota, Viridiplantae, Streptophyta, Magnoliopsida, Cucurbitales, Cucurbitaceae.